AGGGUGGGCGAAGAUCGACGUUAUUGCGAUUCUUUUCCCUUUGCUGUUGCUCAACGUGCUGUUGUCGCAGUUUCGUGGUUCACGCUGCGUACAUACAAAAGGGCGUCGUCUCACAUAACCUCGGUAAAUAAACACAACAUAGGUGCCCAUAAGGCGGAAACGCUUCCCUGCCUCUGUUUUUAGUCAUGCGCCAGUGUGGACGAGGCAUCCGCGCGCUGGCGCAUAUCUGUGGUGUGGCGGUGUCAGGGGCAGCUCCGACCGUCACCGUCACCACCACCACCGUGCGAACACGGAUGUACGCCACCUCGACUCCUGUUUCCGGCGACAGCAACAGCAGCGCAGCGAGCCCUGCCACCGACGCACAGAUGCAACGCGACAUCUUCAACAGGGCGAUGACGUCCGGCGAUGCGACGGACGGCUUUACGGAGGAACGCCACGUCACGCCCGGCAGCUCUGAUGAAGAUGUCUUUGGCCACAAAGACCCGCUCAUGGCGGUGGAGCAGACAGUGCAGGAGGCAAGCACAAAGGCCGCACAACAGACGUCGCAGGUGGCGAGGGAGGUGAAGGGGGAGUCUACCACCUCGCGCGGAAAGGCGAAGGACGACUUGGCGAAUGAGAUUGAUCAGGUGGUGAGUUCACGCAACCGUCGCCGCAACCGCCGCAAGCGCUCGAUGGACGCGAUCCUCGGCGACGUCCUGCACGACGCGCUGCUCAUGCGCGACAUGGGCGAGAAGCCAACGUCCGACUUUGUGUACAAGCGUACGCAGGAGCGCGUCUACGAGGAGGAGUACGGGAGGAAGCCGCCAUCGGCGAAGGAGACGGCGUCGCAGUGCGUGCCUUUUCCCCCGGACUUCCACAUGCAUCGUUUGCUGCCCCUCUUUGGCGAUGUCACCGCCGCUGCGGAUGGCGCCGAGCCCGUCGUGUCAGAGGCGAAGACAGACGCGGCGGACACGGCGCAGCGCCCCGCCACGCAGGCACCCAUCUACACAAAAAACCACAUGAAUGUCCACACGCUGGUGCCACCCGAUCCAUGGCCGGAGCGGUCCGUCACACCCGCGAAUCCGGUCUGGACGCGGCGUGAUCUCGAGGAGGACAAAAACAAGACGGGUGGAAAGGGUUUGAAGGAGUGGGAGGAGCGGAUGUUUGCGCCGCGGCCUCAUUACGACCUCCCCGGGGAGUUCCUCGACGCCAUGGAUGAAUUGGCAUACUGGGAGCGACGCUUUCUGGUUUUUCUGCGGGCGGUCCCUAUCAGCCAACGCCGCAGCCUGCCGUUUUUGCACGAGUGGUACCGUUUGCUGGUGCACCGCGUGGUGCGUGCGGAGCGCCGUUACAUCCGCGUCCGCGAUGCGCUGCUCUCAAAGUCGAAGGCGUCCGCGGCGGUGUUUGCGCAGACGGAGAAGGUUAUCGACGACGUACGCAGCUACUAUGCGGAGACGCACCGCUCGCUUGCCAGUCCCAACUACGAUCCUCUGCGGAUGAAGAAGUCGGUGUUGGCGCCGGUCUUGCGCAUGACGGAUGCGGAGUUUGAAGAGUGGCAGGAGGAACAGCGACAAAGACGUAAUGCUCUGGUGGCUGAGCUUUCAUAA
Leptomonas pyrrhocoris is the source of this 1586-nucleotide messenger RNA. RefSeq lists its product as hypothetical. The transcript has a single exon. NCBI's taxonomy places the organism in Eukaryota, Euglenozoa, Kinetoplastea, Trypanosomatida, Trypanosomatidae. The coding region runs from base 186 to 1586 and encodes 466 amino acids. The record is from RefSeq and is a predicted model, not a curated record.